GCAGCGACACACGAGCCCGCUGCUGGUCAUCCUCAUCAGCCUGUUGUCUCUCUGUCCAACUUGUGAUCGGCAAAUUAGAAAAUAUUGCUAAAACUCAAAUGUCAAGGCGAAUUUAGACGAUUACUAUCGUUUCUCUGUGAAUGUUCAUUUUGCGACUGGAGCGGAAAUAAUCCAGGAUUAUUGUCAAGCGCAAAAGAGCGUCGGAACCAGCAUCGUGGCUCUGCUAGAGGCGGCAUGUUCGAGGGCGAAGACGGACAGAAUUGACCUCCUGCUUUCACCUAAAGAGGAUUCAAUGAAAAUGUCCGUGUGCGUCCACGAAAACCGCAAGUCGCGUGGCAGCACGGGCUCCAUGAACAUCUACCUGUUCCACAAGUCGUCCUACGCCGACAGCGUGCUCAUGCACCUCAACGCGCUGCGGCAGCAGAAGCUGUUCACCGACGUCAUGCUGCACGCCGGGCGCCGCUCCUUCCCGUGCCACCGCGCCGUGCUGGCCGCCUGCAGCCGUUACUUCGAGGCCAUGUUCAGCGGAGGGCUGAGGGAGAGCCAGGCCAGCGAGGUGGACUUCCACGACUCCAUCCACCCCGAGGUGCUGGAGCUGCUGCUGGACUACGCCUACUCCUCGCGCGUGGUCAUCAACGAGGAGAACGCAGAGUCUCUGCUGGAGGCCGGCGACAUGCUGGAGUUCCAGGACAUCCGGGACGCCUGCGCCGAGUUCCUGGAGAGAAACCUCCACCCGACCAACUGCCUGGGCAUGCUGCUGCUCUCCGACGCCCACCAGUGCAUCAAGCUCUCGGAGCUGUCCUGGAGCAUGUGCCUGAGCAACUUCCCCGCCAUAUGCAAGACGGAGGAGUUUCUCCAACUGCCCAAAGACAUGGUUGUGCAGCUUUUGUCCCACGAGGAGCUGGAGACGGAGGACGAGAAACUUGUUUACGAGGCCGCGCUUAACUGGGUCACCUACGACCUGCAAGGAAGGCACCCCCACUUGCCGGAGCUUCUGAAAACAGUGCGUCUGGCCCUUCUGCCCGCCGUCUUCCUCAUGGAGAACGUCUCCACCGAGCCACUGAUAAACAGCCAGACCAAGAGCAAGGAGCUGGUGGACGAGGCCAUCUGCUGCAAGCUGAAGAUCCUGCAGAACGACGGCGUGGUCAACAGCCCGUGCGCCCGUCCCAGGAAGACCAGCCACGCGCUCUUCCUGCUGGGAGGCCAGACCUUCAUGUGCGACAAGCUGUACCUGGUGGACCAGAAAGCCAAAGAGAUCAUCCCCAAGGCCGACAUCCCGAGCCCCAGGAAGGAGUUCAGCGCCUGCGCCAUCGGCUGCAAGGUGUACAUCACGGGCGGGCGGGGCUCGGAGAACGGCGUGUCCAAAGACGUGUGGGUGUACGACACGGUGCAGGAGGAGUGGUCCAAGGCGGCACCCAUGCUGAUCGCCCGCUUCGGCCACGGCUCGGCGGAGCUGAAGCACUGCCUGUACGUGGUGGGCGGGCACACGGCCGCCACGGGCUGCCUCCCGGCCUCGCCGUCCGUGUCCCUCAAGCAGGUGGAGCAGUUCGACCCGGCGGUCAACAAGUGGACGAUGGUGGCGCCGCUGAGGGAGGGCGUGAGCAACGCCGCGGUGGUCAGCGUCAAACUCAAGCUGUUUGCGUUCGGGGGCACCAGCGUCACGCACGACAAACUGCCCAAGGUGCAGUGCUACGACCCCCAGGAGAACCGCUGGACCGUGCCCGCCUCCUGCCCGCAGCCCUGGCGCUACACGGCCGCCGCCGUCCUGGGCAACCAGAUCUUCGUGAUGGGCGGCGACACCGAGUUCUCGGCGUGCUCGGCCUACAAGUUCAGCAGCGACAGCUACCAGUGGACCAAGGUGGGGGACGUCACGGCCAAGCGCAUGAGCUGCCAGGCCGUGGCGUCGGGCAACAAACUGUACGUGGUGGGCGGCUACUUCGGCACGCAGCGCUGCAAGACCCUGGACUGCUACGACCCCACGCUGGACGCGUGGAACAGCAUCACCACGGUGCCGUACUCGCUCAUCCCCACCGCCUUCGUGAGCACGUGGAAGCACCUCCCCUCCUGAAGCACCGCGGGCCCCUCGACGCCCCCCUCUCCCGCGAGAUUCCACCAUUUUGCAUCAUUUACUGGAUUCCAACUGUGAAGGAUCACGCUUAAACUUCCUGCGCGACAAUGACUCAUCUUUGCUGUUCGGAAAAUACCCCCAAAAAAACAAACGACGUCCCGACACCUGACUUCAACUUGAUGUUUCCAAUGUGCGGACAUUGAUGACAAAGAACUGUGCUUUUAAUCCUGGAAGGAUUGAACAUAGAUUUGUGUGUCCUUUCCCAUUUCUGACCAAACAUCUGGGACUAAUCCAACACAAACAAACCAACCAAACAAACCGCUGCUUGUUGUAUGAAAUGCAAAAUCAAAAUUUCAUAUUGCAUCUUGGGCUUUCGACAUUCAAGUCAUGCAAACUGCAUAGUGUCCAUUGAAUCACGAAAAUGCUUGUGAGGAUGUGUCCUGUUUUCUUAACUUGUUCUUCUAUGAAAUGAAAAGAAAGAAAUGAAACAAAACAAAAUCACUCUCUUCUCAGAGACCGUAAUCAAUUGCAUGUCGGAUGUACUAUUUCAAUCAUGAAGGGAUUAAAACCAAGAGUGAACGUGCUGUGAUGUGGGGUGCGUUCCAGAACACGCUUUGGGAGGCCAGCCAAAUCAUGAAGGGCACAAGAAAACCUUCGCUAUUUUUUAUUGGACUCUUAAAAACUCUGCUUUGUUGUACCGUUUUCCUACCCCGCUACACCACCUUGGUGGUCACAUCGCUCCCCUCCCCCAAACGCUGGCGAAGCAAAGGUCCUUGUAUGCUCUGAUCUUUGGGGGUCUCACACUUGGCUGUGGUCUUCCCACCCUCUGGGUGUUUUUCUUUUCAUAGUUUUACUGUCACCAAAGGUCACGAGGUCAAGGGUUCUUGAUCAACAGCACCAGCUGAUGUUGAGGAUAGAUCAGAGGUCUGGUUGGAGGGGUGUUUGAGAAUUGUGGAACCGUCAUUGGGUCGUGACCUG
This is a messenger RNA of Gadus chalcogrammus (walleye pollock), 3046 nucleotides long. RefSeq names its product ectodermal-neural cortex 1 (gene enc1). The transcript has 3 exons. Gene Ontology annotation, molecular function: protein binding. NCBI's taxonomy places the organism in Eukaryota, Metazoa, Chordata, Actinopteri, Gadiformes, Gadidae. The record is from RefSeq and is a predicted model, not a curated record. The coding region runs from base 293 to 2068 and encodes 591 amino acids.